AUGGGCGAGAGAUCACUUCAAACACUUAUCUCGUCAGCUCAAGGGGCAUUACACAAUAGUAGGUUUGGAUCUGUUGCAAUUAUAAAAACAACAAAAUCACCCACGACAGAAGUGAAAAUCUCCACCUUGAAUAACCUUGUUAUCCAAGUGAAAGAGGCCAAGAAUAUUAUAAAACAAUGGAACGCGGCGAAAAGAAUUUUAUUUCAACGUCCAAAAGUAACCUUUAGUACGACAACACAGUAUAAGGUAUGCGGAAGACAGUUCACAAAAGAGGAAGAAACCAAAAGGAAUGAACUGAAGGUCUUAAUAGAUAGAAGUAACAAAGCUACAUUUAUCAAAAACAAGCAACAAUGCCCAGUUGCAACAUUCAGAAAGAAACGCGACUUGCAAGAUGUACAAAAUCAAUUUUCCAGUAUUCCUGGAACACAGGUUAUAGAGCUGUUCUGUAACGAAAGAAGAGCAGUACAAAAUAAUACACUGAGUAUGUGCAAUGAGUGUGCUUACAGAAUUAUAUUUCCACCGUCAUACUUUCCUCGCUAUCACUUUCAUUACACAUGUGACGAAAAUGGCGACCAUUCCUGUUUCUACGGAGAAGGGACGUGCGUCAAAAAUGUCGAAACAAAGACGUUGAAGCAUGAUUUAAAUGAAGUCGGUUUUGAAAAUUUAUAUCAAUGGGCGGACCGUGCUGUUGCUUUUACUGGAUCGUGCUCCUGUCAAAUAAUCCAAAACAGUCUCUUUGAUCCAUUUGUGUAAUUUUUUAGUUAAGUCUGGUUUUUAAAAGCAAGAUGCAUUGAAACAAAAGUAGUAUUAGUAAAUCUUAUAUAAGGUGUAAACUUUUAGGAUA
Hydractinia symbiolongicarpus is the source of this 844-nucleotide messenger RNA. RefSeq lists its product as uncharacterized. Lineage: Eukaryota; Metazoa; Cnidaria; Hydrozoa; Anthoathecata; Hydractiniidae. The coding region runs from base 1 to 753 and encodes 250 amino acids. The transcript is spliced from 5 exons. The record is from RefSeq and is a predicted model, not a curated record.